GGACCCCACGAAAAGAGAUGGUCCGAGAUAAAAAGAGAAUUUUAAUGGCCCAAAUGCACAACAUAAGGAUCAAAGGAAUGUAAAAUAUCUUCAUCAAUGUUUUUUUCACUGUCUGAUGAUCAAACAACUUGACGAAGCCAACUCCAAAAGAAAACAAUGUCACAACAAGAGGGACCGUCUUUGCCUGAGAAGAAAUCCUGCAUCUUCUACAAGUUAAUGGUGGCCUCCAUUCUUCAAGACAAGAAGCUAAAGAUCCCAAAUAAAUUUGUUAAGAAAUUUGGUGAUGAGCUCUCUUCGAUUGCUACACUUGCUGUCCCCGGCAGUCGUCUCUGGCUAGUGGAAUUGAGGAACGAAAACAAUAGGGUGUGGCUUGACUGUGGUUGGACUGUAUUUAUGGAAUUCUAUUCUAUCUGCAUUGGGUAUUUCUUGGUCUUUAGAUACGAAGGGAAUUCACGUUUCAAUGUUCAUAUUUAUAACCUGAAAGCUGCAGAGAUAAACUAUCAGUCUAAUAGCUUAAAUAACUCGCAUGAACCUUGCUAUGAUAAGCAUUUAAAUGAUACAGAAGAUGGUGACGUCGCCGGGAUUAAGGCUUCCCAGCCUGCAGAUUCUAGUUCGUACUUUUUGGUUGACAAUGAUUUCGAUGAAGAUGUAGAUCAUGAUAGGAAGAAAUGUAAGAACUCUACAUGUCUGGAUCAGAAAAACCAUGAGGAUGAUUUACAAGCAACGUUUCAAUCCACUCGAGACAAAGGCAUUCAAGUUAAUGGGGUUGAGGUUAUAAGUGCCACAGAUGAAGGUGUACUGUAUUUCUUAAAUGGAACACAAAAGAACACCAAAGAAAUAAAGCAAGAAAUCGAACCCGAUAUAGGGGAAUACGAGUCAUUUGGAAAAUCCAACGUGAAAGUAGAGCUUCCAGCCAUGAACUCUCCAAGAAGUAUUCAACGGAGUCGGAGAGAUGCAACGACAGAAGGAAAACAGAUUGCUUUACGUGCAGCUGCAAUGUUCAAACCCGACAAUCCUUUCUGCAGGAUUAUCUUGCGUCCAUCCUAUGUAUAUAAGGGAAUAUUUCUACAUAUCCCUCGCUGCUUCGCUCUGAGGUACCUGAAUGGAGUUGAUGGGAUCAUCACACUUCAGGUAUCCGAAGGUAAAAAGUGGCCAGUUCGAUGUAUUUAUGGGCAGAGCAGUUGGAAGUUUAGCAAAGGAUGGGCUGAGUUCGUGUUGGAUAAUAAUUUAGACGAAGGGGAUGUUUGUGUAUUCGAGCUUAUUAACACAAAGGAGAUUGUGCUGAAAGUUACCAUAUUUCGUGUUCUUGAAGAUGGCUUAGCAGUGAACCAACUAUAAUCCCGUAAUUUGCUCGUCGACCAGCUAACAAUGUCAGGUACAUCUUUGCUUUCCUGCUGUGCUUUCCUGCUUCA
Molecule: messenger RNA, 1412 nt
Organism: Hibiscus syriacus
Lineage: Eukaryota; Viridiplantae; Streptophyta; Magnoliopsida; Malvales; Malvaceae
Product: B3 domain-containing transcription factor VRN1-like
Exons: 4
Coding region: 157-1338 (393 amino acids)
Molecular function (GO): DNA binding
Source: RefSeq, a predicted model, not a curated record